Molecule: messenger RNA, 4434 nt
Organism: Phyllostomus discolor (pale spear-nosed bat)
Lineage: Eukaryota; Metazoa; Chordata; Mammalia; Chiroptera; Phyllostomidae
Gene: KLHL9
Product: kelch like family member 9
Exons: 1
Coding region: 649-2502 (617 amino acids)
Biological process (GO): regulation of cytokinesis; protein ubiquitination
Cellular component (GO): Cul3-RING ubiquitin ligase complex
Molecular function (GO): ubiquitin-protein transferase activity; cullin family protein binding
Source: RefSeq, a predicted model, not a curated record
ACUUCACCCUCCCCUCCUUCCACGCCCGCCCACUGAGGAGUCCGGCAGCCGCGCAGCCGCAGUAGCUGCUGCGGCCGCUCCUAGCCCGAGGGAUCCUGGGACUAGGCCUUUCCGGAAGGACUGGCUUGGCUUUCGGGGUAAGGCCCCUUGUUGCAGACCCGUGUUCCAGGCCCUGGCUUGACAGACCCGUAGCCGCGGCAACGCUUUGGUGACAGCAGAGGACUCUACCGGCGGUUCUCUAGGGUGCACGGCCUCGCUGCCGAGGGAGCUGGGGAGCUGCAGAGCUGCGGAGCUGCAGAGCUGCAGAGCUGCGGAGCUGCAGUACGUGGCGUGGCCUCCUCCUCUGCCCGGAGCGGAACCGCUGGAAAAGCAGCAGCAAAAGCCGCCGGACAAGGUGAACCGGGUUACUUAAUUGCCUUCAGAUGAUGAAUCAUCUGUGUAACAGUCAGAUUUGAGGUCCACAGCGCUUUGUGCUUCUGCUGCACAGCAGUUUUAAGUGGAUAACUGACUGGUGUGCCUGAGGGGUGCCACGUUUCCUCUUGAUAAGGAAAGCGAGCUCUCCUGCUCUUUGGACAUCCUCCUUUCCUCGAAAGCAUUCCGAUUUUAAUCCCGCACUCCGGCAUACAUCGUUGUGCAAGAGGCUUUCCCAUGAAAGUGUCUCUUGGUAACGGAGAAAUGGGCGUCUCCGCCCACUUACAGCCUUGUAAAGCAGGAACCACUCGAUUUUUUACCAGCAAUACUCACAGUUCAGUGGUAUUGCAAGGCUUUGAUCAGCUUAGAAUAGAAGGAUUGCUUUGUGAUGUGACUCUGGUGCCGGGUGAUGGAGAGGAAAUCUUUCCUGUUCACAGAGCUAUGAUGUCAUCUGCUAGUGAUUAUUUCAAGGCUAUGUUCACAGGUGGAAUGAAAGAACAAGACUUAAUGUGCAUUAAGCUUCAUGGGGUGAACAAGGUUGGUCUGAAGAAAAUAAUUGAUUUUAUUUAUACUGCAAAACUUUCUCUUAAUAUGGACAAUCUUCAGGACACACUUGAAGCUGCCAGCUUUUUACAAAUUUUACCUGUUUUGGACUUCUGUAAAGUGUUUCUUAUUUCAGGAGUCUCUUUAGAUAACUGUGUUGAAGUUGGGCGAAUAGCUAACACCUAUAAUCUUAUAGAAGUGGAUAAAUAUGUCAAUAAUUUCAUCCUGAAACAUUUUCCUGCAUUACUGAGUACUGGGGAGUUUCUAAAACUCCCUUUUGAACGACUUGCCUUUGUGCUUUCCAGUAACAGUCUUAAGCACUGUAGUGAACUUGACCUCUUCAAGGCUGCCUGUCGCUGGCUCAGGUUGGAAGACCCUCGGAUGGAUUAUGCUGCAAAAUUAAUGAAGAACAUUCGAUUUCCACUAAUGACACCACAGGACCUCAUCAAUUAUGUGCAGACAGUAGAUUUCAUGCGAACAGACAAUACCUGUGUGAACUUGCUUUUGGAAGCUAGCAAUUACCAAAUGAUGCCAUAUAUGCAGCCGGUGAUGCAGUCAGAUAGAACUGCCAUUCGCUCUGACUCAACACACCUGGUUACUUUAGGAGGCGUUUUGAGGCAGCAGCUGGUUGUCAGUAAGGAAUUGCGGAUGUAUGAUGAAAGGGCACAAGAGUGGAGAUCAUUAGCUCCCAUGGAUGCCCCCCGUUACCAACAUGGCAUUGCUGUCAUUGGGAACUUUCUUUAUGUAGUUGGUGGUCAAAGUAAUUAUGAUACAAAAGGAAAAACUGCUGUCGAUACAGUGUUCAGAUUUGAUCCUCGGUAUAAUAAAUGGAUGCAGGUUGCAUCAUUAAAUGAAAAGCGCACGUUCUUCCACUUGAGUGCCCUCAAAGGACAUCUGUAUGCUGUUGGUGGGCGAAGUGCAGCUGGUGAAUUGGCCACAGUAGAAUGUUACAAUCCAAGAAUGAAUGAGUGGAGCUAUGUUGCAAAAAUGAGUGAACCCCACUAUGGCCAUGCAGGAACAGUAUAUGGAGGCUUAAUGUAUAUUUCGGGAGGAAUUACUCAUGACACUUUUCAAAACGAGCUCAUGUGUUUUGACCCAGAUACGGACAAAUGGACACAGAAGGCUCCAAUGACUACAGUUAGAGGUCUGCAUUGCAUGUGUACAGUUGGAGACAAGCUCUAUGUCAUCGGUGGCAAUCACUUCAGAGGAACGAGUGACUAUGAUGAUGUUCUAAGCUGUGAAUACUAUUCACCAACCCUUGACCAGUGGACACCAAUUGCUGCUAUGUUAAGAGGUCAAAGUGAUGUUGGAGUUGCUGUCUUUGAAAAUAAAAUCUAUGUUGUAGGUGGAUAUUCUUGGAAUAAUCGUUGUAUGGUAGAAAUUGUCCAGAAAUAUGAUCCAGAAAAGGACGAGUGGCAUAAAGUUUUUGAUCUUCCAGAGUCGCUUGGUGGCAUUCGAGCUUGUACUCUCACAGUUUUUCCACCUGAAGAAAACCCUGGGUCACCUUCUAGAGAAUCACCUCUUUCAGCACCUUCGGAUCAUUCCUAGGACUAAGAUGAUACGUCUUUGCAGUGCAUAGAGGAUGAUCUUGUAUUUCCCCUUUAGUUGUAUUUUCCAAUGAUUGGUCAAGUUAUUAGAUGAAAAGGUAACUGAUAUUAUUUGUAUUGUUUGGCUUAGUAUGUCUAUCGGAUGUUUAAAUGGAUUCUGAAAAUAUUCAACAUAGGUGUUUUAAGAAAUGUAAAAAGAUCAUAAAAAAUGUUAGAUGUCUUUUUGUGGUGUUAUGUGAGAGUGUAGAUGAUUGUAGUAAAUGUGUAGUUACGUUCAUCAUGCUUUGAAGUUGAAAGUUUUCAUCUAACUGCAAACCAUCAAAGGGAGGCUGCCAGCGCUAACCUAAAAUAGUAAACAAAAGGUCACCACAUAUUGUUAACUACUUCCCUUUUUUUCAUAGAAUUUUUGACAUAGCUGCCAACUCACCAGAUUGUGUGGGUGCGUUCAGAAUUAUGUGAAAUUUCUUAGGUAGACAGGAGAAAUAAUAAGUUAAAAUGUAUUAACUAAAAAAAUCAGUAUAGCUCUAAGGCAGAGUUUGUGUUUCUGGAGAGAGAGAAAAAAAUACAUGAACUUACAUACAUACAUACAUAUAUAUGCACAUACAUACACAGUUUUUAAAUUGAUUGGCAUUUAAGGUAGAGUGAAAUUGUUUUUAAAUUUAAGUUUUUCUACGUAGCAGCUAUUUCUAUUCAAAUGGGAAUUCAGUACCAGGGAGUAAAUGUCUAUAUAGAUAUGCUGAAUUGAAAUAGAUAAGUACUAUGUGAAAUUGAUAACCAAGUUUAGCAUUUGACUAAGUUGUUACUUUAGAUAAAACUUAUGUUACUUUUUCUGCUUGUAUAUUGUUUUCUGUAGAGUUGCUUUUAUACAGAUUACUUAGCAAAGUUAGGGUUUCAGAGGAUUGCUUUUGCUUAGUAAAUUUAAGCUCUGCUUUUUUCUGUUUUUGUUCAGUAAAACUUAUAAAAGCAAAGAAAGAAGUACGCUGAACAAAGCUAUGGGAUUUUAAAUUCAUUCUCCCAAUUUAGUCAUUCUAAUAAGAUUAUUAGGUUUGGGCUGGUUGCACGGGAGCUACUCCAGCCCGUGGUGCAUCCUGAGUUUUGUGUGAUCUUCCUCAAGGCUGUCAUCUAGAUAAUCAUCUGAGCAGGCAGUAGAUACACUCUGUUCAACAUCAAAUCAGAAAAAUAUCCUCUUGGCCAUGUCUAAAGGACUGGACCAAUUUCAGAUUCCCUAAGGAGCCAGUUACAGAAAGCCUCAGGCACUGCUAUCUUGCAAGCAGUACUAAGUACAUCUUGAAUAUCAAGGAUAUCCCUACUGGCUGAGAACCUUGGAAGGAGAUCUUAAUGGGACCUUAUCAGCAAAUGGAAUCAUAGGAGUCCUCUGUAGUGAGUAAUUCUGAAGUACUUUCCUGGAAUAUCUACCUGAAGAAAAAAUUUACAUACAUACAUUUACUUACAUGUAUAUGUAUGUUUAUAUCCCUAUACUUGGGAGAUUGUCGUAGUGUAAAUCAGGAACAGCCUUGUUAUUGACAAUCCCAUCAUAAAACUCAGGAACCAAGACGAAAGGAAUUGGCUUCCAAGGAUCUGAAUUUUACUGCCCACACAAGUGUUGAUUCAUUUCAAUGCUUUUUAUGAUUUCUGCAUUGGCAGAAAUUUUCGUACUUUUGUGUUUUUUUAAUGAUUUAAUUUUUUAUUACUAAAAAUAACACAUUUGGGUACAUUUAGUAAAUAGAAAAUGUAGAAAUUGCUGUUAACCUUGUGUAUUGAAUAAGCAAGAAAUGGUAUUGCAAUCAUUUCUCUGAUUAUUAAUGAAGUUAAAUAUGUGUUUCCUUUGAUCAGAUAUUCAUGUCCUUUGCCUUUGUAGUAACUGUUGGAGUUGCUUUGUUUUUCAUACCAAGUUACAUCAUCUCUUUAUAUAAUAAAUACAAUUUAACUGGCA